This is a messenger RNA of Salvia miltiorrhiza (redroot sage), 1065 nucleotides long. RefSeq lists its product as uncharacterized. Gene Ontology annotation, molecular function: protein binding. The coding region runs from base 71 to 682 and encodes 203 amino acids. The record is from RefSeq and is a predicted model, not a curated record. Lineage: Eukaryota; Viridiplantae; Streptophyta; Magnoliopsida; Lamiales; Lamiaceae. The transcript has 3 exons.
CGCCUUUCCACUUUCUUGUGAACUCAAAAAGCAAACAAUCUUGACUUCCUACACCACCAAAGCAAACCACAUGAAGUCCAUGCUUUUCCGAACCGGUUCCGGUCCCAUCCCGGUCCAAGCCCCGCCAGCCUCCGCUUCACCGCGCCUCUCCGUCUCUGUGUCCCUGCAUGCGGAGGCAAGCAUCCGCCGCUCCGCUUCAGAAUCGAACAUCAUCCGCUCGGAGAUGCGGACGCUGAGCAGGCACCGCUCGCGCUCCUUCAGUUCGUUGCGGAUACCCGAGAUGGAGAACGAACACUGCGGCAGCGACGCCGGCGGAGGAAUGAAUAAGAACCGCAAGUCCGGCGGCAGCGGCAGUGGCAGUGGUGGCGGGGCUGAGCGGAGCGACGUCGGAGCUUAUUACCGGGAAAUGAUUAAGUCCAAUCCGACCAACUCUCUGCUCUUGAGAAACUACGGCAGAUACUUGCAUGAGGUGGAGGGAAAUGUGGUGAAAGCGGAAGAAUAUUACGGGAGGGCGAUAUUGGCGAGCCCAGGAGAUGGAGAAGUGCUUUCGCUAUAUGGGAAAUUAAUAUGGGAGACUCAGAGAGAUGAAGGCAGAGCCAAAUCUUAUUUCACUCAAGCCAUUCAGGCUUCCCCUCACGACAGUGGAAGAAGGAGUCCAGAAAGAAAAGUGCACACUUUGUGAAAAGUCUCAAAAUGGCAAAAGGUGCACACUCUUAUGGGACGAACGAAGUAUAUAUUUAUUUUUUAUAAAGUGUAUAUUAAAAACAUAAAUUCUUAUGCACAUUCAUAUGCAUCGUACAUCUAGAUAUUAGGAAGGCGGUGUAUAUAUUCACAAGCUGUGAUUUAUUACCAAUUGAGCUCAAUUGGUGUGCGUACCUUGUAUCUAGAGAUGUCAAUCGGGCCAGUCCACCGGGUUUCGGGCCAGCCCUAUCGGGUUUCGGGUUAAUUGGGUGCAGGCUGAUCGGGCUGGGGAUUUUGUCGGGUUAUAAAUUUUCAACCCUAACCCUAAACGUUCGGGUUUCGGGCUAGCCCAUCGGGCUAGUCGGCUUAAAUGCGUAAAAUAAA